Molecule: messenger RNA, 2579 nt
Organism: Oncorhynchus mykiss (rainbow trout)
Lineage: Eukaryota; Metazoa; Chordata; Actinopteri; Salmoniformes; Salmonidae
Product: ras association domain-containing protein 7
Biological process (GO): signal transduction
Source: RefSeq, a predicted model, not a curated record
UUCAGUGUGACAGUGUGCCUGGGAGGGCUGCAUUCCAGAGCACCAUUUAACUGCGCUCUCCCCGAUCUGGGCUACAACUACUCAUUACCUAUUUCAACGAACAGCUUUUUGACUUUUUGUAUGCUCGGAUUUCCUUUCCACUUGGACUUCUCGAAGUGAAGAGUCGGGCAACCAACUAAAAGGAAGCCUAAACCAAGAGGUGGAUGCUGUGGUGGCCAUGUUCCUCUGAGUUUGAUUGACAGGCCAAGAUGGAGCUGAAGGUAUGGGUGGAUGGCGUGGUCAGGGUGGUGUGCGGCCUAUCAUUGGAGACUUCCUGUCAGGAUGUGGUCAUCGCCCUCGCACAGGCUAUUGGUCAGACAGGUCGCUAUGUUCUCAUCCAGAAGCUGCGAGGCACAGAGAUGCAGCUUGUGGCAGAUGACUGUCCCUUAGAGUCUCUGUCUUAUCUGGGUCAGCUGGCCAUCGAGGUCCAGUUCAUCUUGCGUCGCACAGGCCCCUCCAGCACUGACGGACCUAACAGACCCACCCUGGAUAGGGUCCACCCUUUGCUCAGGCACCCUACACCCAUGCCCUCCAGAUGCCGAGAGCCGAAGAAGGCCCUCACUUUCAACCUUGGUCCUUCUACAAUCCCCAGAAGGACUAAAGCUAACAAGGCCUGGUCACCUAGUCCAAGAGCCUCACCAGAGCCCAGGGCCUCGCCUGUUCCAUCCCUGGUCUCCCCCACCGCCUCCCCUCCCCCACUCUCCCCUUCUGACCCAUCCAAGGAGGAGGUCUUCAGGCAGGUGCUGCAGCAGCAGGAGGUGCUAAAGGACCUGGAGUCCCAUCUGGUGGCUUUGGAAAGGGAGGCAGAGGUGUGGGAGAUGGGGAGGCCUGUAACUCCUGUCCCAGGCCUGAAUCCAGGCCUAGUAGAGGAGAUGGAUGUGCUGGAGACAAGAAUGAGACAGAAUGAGGCAGAGCUGCAUGGGGAUUACUGGGAGAAGCAGAUGCAGCAAGAGAAGGACAAGGAGCAGGAUAUCCAGGGACAUCUGCACCAACUCUACGCCUCUAUGGAUGAAUACAACUUCCGGCUCAAGGACCUCCAGAGCCAUUCAUCCAGGCUGGGGCAGGACUUUCGUGUUGAGGCCCGCAGACGGAGCUCUCGUCCGGGCACCCCGCAACCAGAGGAGGCCCUGGGACCGCUGAGGGAGGAACUACACAAUCGGCUUCAGAAGGGGGCAGAGGUGGACAUGUCAUUGACAGAGACGAAAAAAGCAUUACAGACUGCAGAAUUACGGUUACAGGAGAGGUGUGAGGCGCUGGAGGAGCUGAACAAGGAACUGAGGCAGUGUAACCUGCAGCAAUUCAUCCUGCAGACGGGUGUUCCCCCUAGCCCCUCUUACUCAGACCAUCCCCUCCCCGACCAGACACACCCCCACCUCCAGCCCAUCGCCACGCCUUACCUCUGCAUAGCAGGACUACUGGAGGAUGACCAGACUGACACUCUGACUAUAUGCUAGAAGCCAGAAGACGCCCACAGGACUCUGAGGGAGGAGCUACACAGCUGGCUGCAGCACAAAGCGGAGCCGGACAUGUCACUUGCUGACUCAGUAAAAAAACUCAUGGGAGCAUCUGGAUGACUCUCCAAUUGCACUGUGUGUGUGUGUGUGUGUGUGUGUGUGUGUGUGUGUGUGUGUGCGUGUGUGUGUGUGUGUGUGUGUGUGCGUGUGUGCGUGUGUGCGUGUGUGCGCGUGUGCGCGCGUGUGCGCGUGUGUGUGUGUGUGGUGAGUGUGCGUGUGUUUAACUAUUCUAGUAAACAAACAAGAUGUUGACCAACUGGGGAUAUUUUGUUAGUCCCCACGAGGUCAAAUGCUAUUUCUAGGGUGUAUAGGGUUAGAAUUAUUUUGAGGGUAAGGUUUAGAUUCCAGGGUUAGUUUUAGGGUUAGGAGCUAGGGUUAGGUUUAAGGUUAGGGUUAAGGUUAGGUUUUUGGGUUAAGAUUGGAGUUAGGGUUAAGGGUAAGGGUAAAAGUAUGGGUUAGGUUAGUGUCAGGUUUAGGGUUAGGAGUUAUGGAAAAUAGGAUUUUGAAUGGUACUGAAUUGUGUCUCCACAAUGUUAGCUGUACCAGACGGUGUGUGCGUGUGCAUGCGGACAUGUUUUUCUAUACUUGUGAGUACCAAAGUCCUCGCGCGACAAACUAUAAUUCAGAGAAGUGAGGACAUUUUGCCAAGAAGGCUAUUUUAGGGUUAGUGGAUAGGUUUAGGUUUAUUGUUAGGGGUUCAGGUUAGGGUUAAGGUCAGUGUUAAGGCAAGGGUUAGGUUUAAGGAAAAUAUGAUUUUCAAUGGGAAGAAAAUGUUAGUUCACAAAAAGUCCUCACAGGUAUAGUAAGACAUAGCUCUGUGUGUGUGUGUUUGUGUGUGUGUGUGUGUGUGUGUGUGUGUGUGUGUGUGUGUGUGUGUGAGAGAGAGAGAGAGAUCUAUAGCCGGUGGAUUGGUUGACUUUUAAUACAGUAUAUGCAACAUUCUAGUAUUAAUGUAUCUAUUAACUUUAAAAUAUGUUAUUAAAUAUUAAUUUCCUAAAGACGUACUCCCUAUGCAAUAAAGAUUAC